This is a messenger RNA of Schizosaccharomyces cryophilus OY26, 3463 nucleotides long. RefSeq lists its product as uncharacterized. Gene Ontology annotation, molecular function: DNA binding. The record is from RefSeq and is a predicted model, not a curated record. The transcript has a single exon. The coding region runs from base 1582 to 3165 and encodes 527 amino acids. Lineage: Eukaryota; Fungi; Ascomycota; Schizosaccharomycetes; Schizosaccharomycetales; Schizosaccharomycetaceae. Gene Ontology annotation, cellular component: nucleus.
CAGGAACACCAUACAUUUGUUGGGUCGUUUGUUGACGAAUUUCAGGUCUACGUAGUUUAUCCAUUUGCAAAUCGUUAUUUUACAAGAAGAAACAGCUGACUACAAAAAAAGAAACGGGUUUGAACGCUCAAUUUCAAAUUUGAAUACCUCCGUAGAGUUUAGGAGAAGGCCGCUGUUGUUGAGGGCAAUCAAAAUGAGAAACAAAGCGGGACAAGAAAAAACCCCUGCUUGUAUUUUCUUGUAAAAAAAAAAACAAUUAAAUACAUUGAAAAGAAACCGAUAAACUAUAUUGCCGCUGAUGGUAAGUGAUUCUGUCGCUCUAUUCACUUGCGCUCUACUCAUCGCAACACGAAGGGUUCAUGGCUACAAUCAAUUUUUUUUGUAUGCUUUUUUUAUAAACUGGUUUCAAUGCUUCCCUACUUUAAGUACGAUUUCUGUUAACUUGUUCACUUUUCUGCAUGACACUUGAAUGGAACGCAAGGGAUUGAAGGCCAUUAUUACACUUGAUAUCGAUUUUCUCUUGUGAGAUUCUUUGUUCUAUAUGAGGAUAACGAACUAAAAUUGCUUCCAUUUUGGAUCCUCAGCAGCCAAGGAAAAGCGACCGCUUAUUACCAAUGGAUAGAAUGAUCGGAAAGAGGAUGCAAGCCUUUUUAUUCAAAAAGAGAGCUAUAAAUGUCAAUAGUUACUCCCUUUUGUUCAUCAGCUUAGGAAUAAAAGCCAUUCAAUCGUGCCCAUUUAAUUAAGGAUCAUCUUUGCUUGAUUGAUAUUUAUCAAACGAAUCUCGGGUAUUGCGACGACACCUUUAAGUUUGUAUCUAAAAGGAUAAAGAUACAAGCUUUUCGUUUAUGUAUACUGCCGCUAAUCUUUUGUACUUGUCUUGGAUGCAAAAGAAAAGCAGUUGAAAGGAUAAUAAAGUAGACACUGUGGAUUGACCUGUUGCUGAAAGAUGUAUUGACACGUCUUUAUGGAAGAUCAAAGAAAGGUAUCGAGUAUUGUUACUACAGGAUAUGUAACACAGGAUGAGGAAAGACGAUGCUCAUAAACUUGAGUUCAGAUAUUCAAAACAGCUUAGAUUGAAAGAUUUCAAAAGAAGGAAUUUGCUUAAUCACAAAGGAAUCCAUAAGCCAAGGCGAACUAUAUUAUUGUAGAAGUAUGUUACACGUAUACAGAAAUGUAUGCAAUCUUAUUCGUAAAUGCUCUACCUAAUGGAACUACGGUUUUACUUUAUUCCACUUUUCUACAUUAAGUGAAUCUUUUUUCCUUGCUAUUCCAAGACGGAUCGCAGAGUUUACGAGAAUGCGAAUAUCCAGGAUGAUCUAACAAAACGCUUCAAAUCAUCCGUGAAUCAUUCCGUGGUAUAAAUGCUCUUAAUAGAGCAAAAAAGGAAAAAACAAGGCUACAACUAGAAAAUCUCUGAAUUUUCAUAUGCUUCCUUUUUGGAAUGAAUGAUGCUAAGAUUAUAUGCUUAUAAAGGGUUAAUAAUUAGAAUAUGCUUCUGCGGUCAGAAUGUUUAUAGACAAGGCAUAUUCAAAACGUUUAAGAAUAUCCUAAUACCACAACGCAUUCCAUAUAGCAUGAAAAAUGACAGCUAUAAGGACAAGAAUCACGGUUUCUGGGAGAGAAAAGAAGGCAUUACGAGCAUUCUAUUAUAAUCAAGCGAGAAAACCUACACAAGUUGAACUAGCGGAUUGGUUUAAAAGUGAAUUUGGAAAGCCAAUUGCUCAGUCAACUUUGUCGAGAAUUCUCUCGGACAGAUUUGCAUACUUAGACGAUACAGACCAAAACCUGCAUGCAAAACGAAAUCGCUCGCCAAAGUUUCCGGCUCUAGAGAAGGCACUGUAUGACUGGAUUCAAGAUUCUCACCUUACAAGGACGAAAGCUACAGGCGAUAUAUUAAAAGCAGCGGCAACAAAAUUAUGGAGCACCAUUCCCGAGUAUAAAGAAUCGCCUAUGCCAGAAUUCAGUAAUGGCUGGGUUGAAGGCUUUCGAAGACGAUACCUGGAGCGUGUGGACGAGCCUUCCGGGAGGGAAUAUCAUGUCAAUGUUGAGCAGCUUGGCGAAAGCAUGGUACGGAUACAAGAUGUUGCUAGCUUUUUUUCGAAAGAAAACAUAUUCAAUAUGGACGAAACUGGGCUAUUUUGGAAAUUGUUGCCUAACCAGGCCCCUUCUAUUGAAGAGACUGGACGUGCAAAGCGUUAUAAAGCUAAAAUAAGCAUCAUAAUGUGUGCAAAUGCAAAUGGAAGCGAAAAACUUCCUUUAUGGGUCAUUGGAUAUGCAAAGCGGCCAAGAGCUUUUCAUUUGACUGGUACAUAUCCUGAAAAUAUUGGUAUAAAUUGGCGCUGUUCUGGGAAAGCAUCUAUGACGAUUACGAUUAUGGAGGAAUGGCUUCGUUGGUUUGAUGCAAAAAUGGAAGGACGAAAGGUAUUAUUGAUUCUCGACAAUUACGAUGUUCACCGACUCGCCGUUGACAGCAUUCGUUGUUCUAGUCACUCCUUUCGAAACACCACAAUCGCCUUUCUUCCUUCUAAUUCAACCAAUGUUUACCAACCAUUUGAAUUGGGUGUUUUCUAUGCGUUUAAGGUCUUGUAUAGACUGCGGUGGACUCGUUAUUGGAGGACCCUUUUAUCAAAUGUACAGUCUCCACAAACAAAGAUAAAUCUCUUUUUGGCCAUGAAAUGGAUUGCUUCAUCGUGGGAAACCUCUUUGUCUGUAAGUGUGAUUGACCAUGCUUUUCGCCGGUCUGGAGUGCUUUACAUAGCCGAUGAGGAUGGAGCUGCGCUCCAGACACCUUUCAUGUCAAAUGAAGUAAAAGAAAUCGUUGAAUCGAUCGAAGCAGUACUCGGAAAAAUUGAAUUUAAGUUGGACAAUUACCUGAAUCCGUUUGAAGAAAGUCUAGCAGACGACAUGCAAAACAUAUCGGAUAACGCUACUGCUGCAGAGUUUUUAGAUGAUAAAGAUUUUGAGACAGAUGAAGAAGAACAAACUCUAUCUCCUAUACCCCACGAAAAAGCAUUCCAAGCUAUUCAGUUGCUCCUUCACUUUGAAGCUCAAAGGUCAAAUAGCGAUGAUACAAAAUACCCUCUGAUUGAAAAGCAUCUAUCCGUGAUUCAAAGUCGACUACAAGGAGAAAAUGCUACCAUGACGAAUCAACCAGCAAAUUUUUAAAGAUAUCUUCUUUUCCACCAUGAUGUAUAAUUAAUAAUAUCGGUUAUAAUGGAUGUCUAGGUUAAGGAGUAAUGUAUGAUGUGUUUCUAUUUUCAUUUCUUUUUCUUACGAGUAUCAAUUGUUUAUAUGUAAAUGAAGCUAUUGAAUACAAACUAUAUGUAGUGGAUGCUAUGCUAAGCAAAACAGAGUUUUUGUUCACAAGGGUGUCCAUCACCACAGAAAUUGUACCUUAUAUGAUUACUAAAGUCAAAAAAAAAGAAUUCAUAGUAUAAUUUUAUGUCGUUAAUCAAUAUUUCAA